AAUGCGCGCGCAGGGAAAUCGCACCGCUGUCGCUUUAACGGCACCGGAGCGGAGCGGCCCAUCUGAUCUCCCUGCGCCAAUCAGCGCUUCCCUCAGUCCGCACGCGAACAUGGCGAGGAAAAGGGCAGCUGUUGAAGGGAAGGACGCCGCGCGGAUGUGAGGCGGAAGUCGGUUCUUUCAUGGAGAGGGACCGCGCGCGCACCCCGGGGAGGAGAAUCGGAGCUGGUUUGCACCAAAGAGCCGCGGAUUACAAUGCUGAUAGUGGAGAAGACGGCUGAGCACCCGUCAGGGGAGUACUCUGUGGUGGAGGACAUGGCCCUGCAUUGCACUUUCCUGAUGGAGCGUCUGAACGAGCAGCGGUUGCUGCAGCCAGACCUGUGCGAUGUAGAUAUCGUGCUUCUGCGCCACAAAGCCACGUUCCAGGCACACAAGGGCGUGUUGGCUGCCUACAGCCCCUUCUUCCACUCGCUCUUUGCCUCCAGUAAAGAGCUGCAGCGCGUGGAGCUAUCUCUGGAGGCACUACGACCACAGGGGUUGGUGCAGAUCCUUGACUUCAUCUACACAUCCAGGUUGCUUGUAAACAGUGGAAACGCACGCGAUGUGCUGCGUGCUGCCACCGUGCUUCAGAUGGCCAAUGUGGCGUCGUCGUGCCAUGAACUGCUCUCACGUGGCUCGCUGCAGGACGAGCAGCCUGAGCGGGACAUCCAGACCUGGAGCAGCAGCAGUGGAAAUGGAGGAGGCGGUGACUCGAACUUCUCAAUGGAGAUCAAGCAGGAACAGGACGCAUCCAGCGCUAAGAUCUUUGGCUCAAAGAGCGAAAGGAGCCCGUAUGUCGCACACAUUGGAGAAAGACAGCUUUUGGGGACAGGCAAGGAGGAGUGUAAUAUGGAGGUAUCAAGAGACUCGGAAGAUUCCUUCAACAGGAAACAGAUCAUUGUCGAGCUCAAUCUCAACAACCAGACCCUAAACUUGUCCAAAGGAUUGGACGGAAGCUGCUCCUCUAGGACACCCACUGGCUUUGACGCAGAGAAGGACAAUGCUGACUCGGAGGAAGACGGCGAGCAAAGCGAAGGCGAGGACGAGGUACCGGGAGGGACAAGCGAGGACGAGGCAGGAGAAGCAACGCAUCUGGAUUUCAGCAUUCCCAAAUUCCUUCCUCAAAGAUCUCGCAGACAAACCAGUUCCUCGGUGGAUGCCAUGGCGACAGUUACGAUGAGAACAAGUAUGAGGGUAAGGCGUGGAGGACGUGGGGGUGUGCGAGGCGAGGAGGAAGGAGAGGAAGGGCUUGGACAGGAUGUGAGACUGGAGGAGAGACGGAGCUUCCCGUGUGUGAGGUGCCCACAGGUCUUUACCAACAGCUGGGACAUGGAGAUGCAUGCCAACGUUGAACACAACUACAUGCAAGGAUGUGACAAAUGUGGCACCCGCUUCCUUCUGGACAGUGAGCUGCUCCUGCAUCAGCAGACUGACUGUGAGAAGAACAUACAGUGUCUUACCUGCGGCAAAGACUUCAAGAAGCUUUGGUCCUUGCACGAACACAAUAAAAUCGUCCACGGAUACGCUGAGAAAAAGUUCACUUGUGAGAUAUGCGGGAAGAAAUUCUUUACCAUGGCUCAUGUUCGCAAGCACAUGGUUGCUCACACGAAGGAAAUGCCGUUCACCUGCGAGACAUGCGGCAAGUCUUUCAAACGGAGCAUGUCUCUCAAAGUUCACUUCCUGCAGCAUUCCGGAGAGAAACCCUUCACAUGUGAGAAUUGCAACGAACGUUUCCAGUACAAGUACCAGCUGCGAUCGCAUAUGAGCAUCCACAUCGGCCACAAGCAGUUCAUGUGUCAGUGGUGCGGCAAAGACUUCAACAUGAAGCAGUACUUCGACGAACACAUGAAAACUCACACAGGUGAAAAGCCGUACAUCUGUGAGAUCUGUGGGAAGAGCUUCACCAGUCGUCCCAACAUGAAGCGGCACCGGCGCACACACACUGGCGAGAAGCCGUACCCGUGCGAGACGUGCGGCCAGCGCUUCCGCUUCUCCAACAUGCUGAAAGCUCAUCGUGAAAAAUGCUUUCAGGUCAGGAACCCUACUACAGAUGCUCCGCCCACAGAGUUUAACCCCACCCCUAACAAUACAUCAUAUGUGAUGGAUCAGAGUUCUUCGAACCCAAAGGACGUCAGCCCACAUUCUGGGUUCCCAACUGCACAGACCGACUUGAGAGACGCAUAACUAUUGAACUGUUUCACUGUCAAGAAGAGUCUAGAGGUACUUCCUGUUUAGCUUUUGCAUAUAAACCAAGUAUCUAAUGCUCCUCAACCUGAAAAAAAAAACCUAUUACCUUGAGAGGUAGAAACCUAGUGUGCCAUAUUUGGUAUUACAGUAUCUAGCCUUCAAAUGUAGCUGCCGCUGAUAUUAAUAUUAACAUUAAAAUCAAAGUGUAUGUAAGUAAUUAUAGAUAGAUAGAUAUAUUUGCAAUAUAUAGUAAAUAUACUGGAGAAUUAUAGCUACAGUUAAGGUCAUUACUCGUCAUUUAAUAGCAUUACACACAUCUUAGCAUUCCAUGGGAAAUCAGGAGGAUUGAAAUGCAGUUCUUGUUCUCGAUGCAGUCGAUAAAACAAUCUUUUAAGCCUACCUGGAAAUGUGAUCUGCAGUUUUUCAGUGUUAUGAGACUGAAGGUGAUGAUGAGGUCACUGAAGACACUUCAAAAUCAAAUUUGCAAAGUCAAACCAAAAAAAAAUUUUUUUUCUCCCUUGAUCACGGUUUGUGAUCAAUCCAAUUCUUAAGCCCCGCCUACUAAAAUUAGAAGCUGGACUUGUACCAGAUUUAAGGAUUAUCUAUACUGUUGUGUAUGUGUAUACAUAUAUAUAUAUAUAUAUAUAUAGAAUUGUUUAUUUUAAAGAAAAAUAUGAAAAAAGUAAGAACGGUUCGGCAAAUUAGGUUUUUUUUUCAUAUAUUUAUUUUAUAUUUCCUAUCAGUAUUACUUGUGAGUCUUAAUAAUUGUCUCUAAAUCCUCAGUUCUCAAUUGUGUUGUUUUAGAUAUUGAGGGCUUUCUUUCCAAAUUUUCCUCAUUAUCUAUUUUUGUUUUGUUUGUGUAAAAACCUAAUGCACCUAAGCCACGUGAUUUCCAAUCUGAGGUCACAAUAAAGAGUACCAGUCAAAAGUUCAGACACGCUUUCUAAUUCAGUAGUUUUGUUUAUUUUUAUUCAUUAAAAGUCAUUUCAUGUCUUAAAGCAAUGAUGGAUGUUGUUUCACUUUACUUAGUCGUUUGGUUCUUGAUAGAGUAUGUACGGAUUACUGUAGUUGUGGCAUGGAGUAGGGAUAUUUACUGUAUUUUUAUUAUUUACUACAUUAUCAUAUGACCUGUACGGACCCACGCGCACGCUGUUAAUAAAACCAUUGGGGAAAGUCAUGUGACUGGGCAGAUACGAAUUUUUGAAUCUGGUCCGGAAAAAGUCGUAUGCGGCCCUGGACCCGUUUCCUUCGCUUCGCUGUUUUCCGCUGUUUUCGUUUUGCUCUGUGAAUAAUAAAGUGAAUUUUAUUAUUCAGAGGAUUUAUCAGACACAGACCUAAUGACUUGACUCUAUCCAGCCGUUAUCCGUAACCGCUUAUCCUGUACAGGGUCGCGCGGGCAAGCUGGAGCCUAUCCUAGCUGACUACGAGCGAAAGGCGGGGUACACCCUGGACAAGUCGCCAGGUCAUCACAGGGCUGACACAUAGACACAGACAACCAUUCACACCUACGGUCAAUUUAGAGUCACCAGUUAACCUAACCUGCACGUCUUUGGACUGUAGGGGAAACCGGAGCACCCGGAGGAAACCCAUGCAAAGACGGGGAGAACAUGCAAACUCCACACAGAAAGGCCCUUGCCGGCCACGGGGCUCGAACCCAGAACCUUCUUGCUGUGAGGCGACAGCGCUAACCACUACACCACCGUAACUCUGUUUUGCUUUCAAAUCAAAAUUCUUUUGUGUAGACGUCAUACCGGUAGGCUUGUACUGAUCUUAUCUCCAUGAGCUGACCCCAGUUUGAACUGACUUCUACUAACGAUGGUUUCUUAAAAUCAUUUUCGUUUCGAGAGAACAGUUGUAUUUUAUACAAUUCAAACCGUUAUUUCAAACUUGUACAAAGGUGAUUCAGCAUAUAAAUGGUUUGCUGUCAAUUGAAUAAAAAUUGAUUGGUUCGUUUUUCGCACACCAUUGUUCAUUGUUUUCCAUUGUGUAUGCUAGUUAAAAAAGGUCAUAUGAUAGAAUGCUUAUUGGCUGAGUUAGGUCGAAGCUCCCACUUAAAGGAACAGUCCACCGUACUUCCAUAAUGAAAUAUGCUCUUAUCUGAAUUGAGACGAGCUGCUCCGUACCUCUCCGAGCUUUGCGCGACCUCCCAGUCAGUCAGACGCAGUCAGACGCGCUGUCACUCCUGUUAGCAAUGUAGCUAGGCUCAGUAUGGCCAACGGUAUUUUUUGGGGCUGUAGUUAGAUGCGACCAAACUCUUCCGCGUUUUUCCUGUUUACAUAGGUUUAUAUGACCAGUGAUAUGAAACAAGUUCAGUUACACAAAUUGAAACGUAGCGAUUUUCUAUGCUAUGGAAAGUCCGCACUAUAAUGACAGGCGUACUAACACCUUCUGCGCGCUUCGGCAGCGCAUUGAUACGGAGCUCAGAUAUUUCACACGCGCGCCCUCCGUGCAUUUCUUGCGUUUUUUGCAUGUAGACCGGCCGUAGGAGCACGUACGGCCGGUUGUGACCUAGGCUUUAGUCAAUAAGUAAAUAGUAUUUAUUGUUUGAUCUCGAACACAUCAAUAAGGCAAGAAACUCGUCUACUAAUUAACUUUUGACGAUGCACAGCUGUUAAUUGAAAAACACUCCGAGUGACUACCUGACUACAUGAAGCUGGUUAAGAUAAUGCCAGUAGUCUGCAAAGUGUCAUCAAGGUAAACACUGGAUACACUGAAGAAUCUAAAUUAUCAAACAUCUUGGGUUUUUUUAACACUUUUUUUUAUUUACAUCAUAAUUCCAUAUAUGUUCCAGAUGUUAUUUUAUAUGCCCUGUGAUGACCUGGCGACUUGUCCAGGGUGUACCCCGCCUUUCGCCCGUAGUCAGCUGGGAUAGGCUCCAGCUUGCCUGCGACCCUGUAGAACAGGAUAAAGCGGCUACAGAUAAUGAGACGAGAUGAGAUGAGGUGUUAUUUUAUAGUUUUGAUGUCUUCAGUAUUGUUCUACACUGUAGAAAAUGCAAAAUACAGAACAACCUGUCCAUGAAUGAGUAGAGUAGGGGUGUCCAAACUUUUGACUGCUACUCUACGUUAAUGUGUAUUAAUGUCUGAGGCAUACCGCACCUUAUUAUAAGAAUUUGAAGCACUUCCUUGUUGUUGUUUUAUCCAGCAGGAUGUUUGUUCAAGACGAUCCAAACCAGUGCCAAGAUAAUGAAUACUCCACCUUGCUCAAAGCAGACUGGAGUUAAAACAAUCUUUGAUGAUAUAGUCCUCAUUUAGUUUUUUUUCCCGUGGGAUGGAUGUAGAAACACGGUGCUAAUGAUAAUGGUGAUGAGUGUAGUCCAGACACACUUUGGAAUGUGCUAUAUGGAGACACGUGAUAUAUUGAGAUAGUUGAGACAAACUGUUGUUACCAAUUAGACAUAUAUUGUUAUUCUUGAUGCACUGAAUCAGGAAAACCUUACCUAUUAGCAUGGGGGAAAAAAGUUUAUAUGAACCAAAAAUAAAAUAAUUUACUGAUAUUAAAUUCUAAAAAGUACGAUUAAAUUAGAGCUAAAAGAGAACAUUUAGUUCAGUUGUACGUGAAUAUGAAUUCAACUUACCUGAGUCUAAUACUCAGCUGGAUAAAGUAACUUAAAAUAUCUGAAAUUACUGAAAACGAAAGUAAAAAAAAAUUCCUCUAAGAUAAAAAUACUAGCAAAUAGCAACUAAAAAAAUCUAGACUCAAUUUCAGAAUUUCAAGACCUCUGUUUAACAUGUACAUUAUUAUUUACAGCACUGUGCAAAAGCUAAAUUCGGAUUUGUUGUGAAUUAUUUUUUCUCAUUUUACUCUUUACUAUAUUCAUAAUCAUUAUUUAGAUUUUUUUGUGUGUUCACAUUAGAGAAUCCCUUUACAAAUACUUUCUUUAAAACCUUCGCACAAUACUAAUACUGUACAUUAAAGUUCAUAGGCAAUGGUUUCUAAUUUAUGCACAUUUGAAACUUUAUAUGUUAAAAAACCCUCUGUAAUUUUCUUCCGGUCCCAAGAAGUAUUGUUAAUAAGUAAUAAUUAAAAUAAGUUAGCGCGGAUCGUGGCGAAUUUCUGUUCGGUGAUUUUCGUGACCACUCGGCACAUGACAUCGUUCAAGACAAACAAGCCGCUUGAGUUGAGUCCACUUCCUUUUACUUACAUUGCCGUUCGGCUUGAGUGCAGACGUGCGUUCAGGAAUUUCCAAAGAAAAACUAUGCUUUAUUGUUGUGCAGUGAACUGUAACAGCGGGACCGGUUCAGGAAGAAGUUUUUACCUUUUACCGAGAGAGGAGAAGAGGCGGAGAGAGUGAAUUGGCUUUUUCCGAAAGAGGAGAAAAGGCGGAGCGAGUGGGUUGGCUUUUUCUGAAAAAGGACAGGAGGCGGCGCGAAUGGGUUGGCUUUUUCUGAAAGAGGAGACGAAGCGGAGAGAGUGGAUUAUGCACGUGAAGCCAGAGGGUUGACUUUUUCCGAAAGAGGAGACGAGGCGGAGCGAGAAGGUUGGCUUUUUCCGGAAGAGGAGACAAGGCGGAGCGAGAGAGUUGGCUUUUUCCGGAAGAGUAGACGAGACGGAGAGAGCGGAUUGGCUUUUUCCAGAAGAGGAGACGAGGCGGAGCGAGAGGGUUGGCUUUUUCCGGAAGAGUAGACGAGACGGAGAGAGUGGAUUGGCUUUUUCCAGAAGAGGAGACGAGGCGGAGCGAGAGGGUUGGCUUUUUCCAGAAGAUGAGAUGAGGCGGAGUGAGAGAGUUGGCUUUUUCAGGAAGAGGAGACGAGGCGGAGUGAGAGAGUUGGCUUUUUCCGGAAGAGGAGACGAGGCGGAGUGAGAGAGUUGGCUUUUUCCGGAAGAGUAGACAAGACGGAGAGAGCGGAUUGGCUUUUUCCAGAAGAGGAGAUGAGGCGGAGCGAGAGGGUUGGCUUUUUCCGGAAGAGGAGACGAGGCGGAGAGAGUGGAUUGUGUGCGUGAAACAAAAUCAAGCACUCAAAGAAGAAACGGAGCAGCAACGCUCAAGCAAAAAGGAGAAGAUUGGAGGUAAACAUUUUUACUUUUGCUUGCAAUUGACAAGUCAAGAAUCCUGAGGGAUCCUGUACAAUCAUUGUGGAAAUGAGACAAAGGGAUAUUUCCUCGCCUAGAGUCGGCUAUAAAUAGUAUAAUGCCGCGGAUGGAAGGCUAAUGUGGCCUACCGGCGCACUGUCAAGUAAUCGUUACUUAUAUCCACUAGGGAGGGCGGUUUAAUUAUUCUUCAAAAGGGCUCUUAUUUAGUAUUACGACAAAAGUAGGAAUUUAUCAUAACUACCAGGAUAAAUCGUUUGGGCGCGAGUCUUGUUGAGGUCCGGCGUCACCGCGAUCAGAGUCGGCUGAGUCGCUGUCCAAUUCCGAGGCCACACGGUCAAACCAGUGAGCCACAUUCACCGAUUGCCUCGCAACGGCCAUAGGUUCAUACAUAUAUGGUUUCACCUCUCGAUAUUCAAUUUGGAGAGUUCCUACUUCAAAAUCGCUUUCAGACAUUUUACACAACCUCUCACGACCAAAGUCCGUACACGUGUGUUCGGUUCGCAAGUAAACACAGAACUGCUCCCGGUCUGUUUGGCUUAAAUGACAUCAUGACGACGGUCCCCUGGCAGUGAAAGUGUGCAUAAGUGAGAUGUAAACAAAACUUCGGAAAUUGGGCAAAACAGUAUAUUUUAACCGUUUUAUUCAAUUUUAGGGUGCAAAUUAGACACUAGGAAGAUUGAAUUUGCUUUUUGGGUCAUUCUUCUAGACAAUAAUGUUGAUAUCCUACGUUUCACCUCCGACCCUUGCCUAUGACCUUUAAAUACAAUAUCAGCACGUGUCUUGAUGAAGCACCUUAAUUUAACAAAGUGAAGCCCCUAUUUUUUAACAAACUUCCUUUUAAGAUCAUUCCAGGAAGCUGGGAAGCAUUUUUUUUUCCUUGCAAAUUUAUGAUUUUAUAAUCUUGGAGAAUUUAUAAUCUCUGAGGUUUUUUUCUUAGAAAUUUCCUACUUUAAUCUCAGAAAUUCUGAGGGGUUUUUGUUUUCCGAAUAUUCUCCCUUCCCUCAGCUCUGUAUUUUUCUUUUAACCUUCUCUGGCUCUAAUAUUCCGUCGUAGAUUGCAAAUAUAAUCUUUUCUUAUAAGGUAAAGAUUUAUUCACCAGAUUACCUCUGCACCUCUACGAGCUCAACUGUACUAGUUAAAUAGUAUCGUCUAUAAAUAUAGUAUUAAAUAUGUUGUACUGCGUGCAACCACGUGUCAGAAGAGUAUUUUUUCCAGGCCAAAUAUAAGUUCUUGUCUUCGUUGACGAGAUUAACGUGUUCUUUAUGAUUUCUACUAGUAAAAGCCAAUCUUGUAUUAAUGGAGUUUUCUUUAAAAUGUUUUUGAAUGUAUUUCUGUCAUGAGUACGAUACUUUCUGGACUAUAAAGGCGAAACAAAAUGAUCGGAAAGCUAAAUGUUCUCCUCCGUAAAACGUAAUGGAAGGCUGAGAAGAUUAAGAUGAGUUUUCAGAUAAACAAUCAGUCAAAGCUUUACUUACUUUAAGGUUUGCAUAACUAUCCAGGUUUCUGUUGUGCGCAAAAUAGAAGCGAUAUUUUAAAAAUUACGGUAAAACACAAUUGUGAAUGGUCUCCGUUUCCACUGAGUGAUGUUUAUGCAAUUAAAGCUGGGUUUUCUCCUCUCGCGAUAGCUCUUACAGAACACACUUUUUUUUUAAGAAAGGUAGCAUUUCCAUUUGCUCAUCAUGUCCUAUCGUGUGAAAAACACUCUUCCGUUUCAAUUUUGCAAAAUAUUGCCUUAUCGAAUCACCUCAUGCGAGCAUUUGCGAUAUUUGAGUUAAUAUUUGCAGCUUCAUGGAAGCACAGUACUUGAUUUGUCUUUAAAAUAGUAAGUCAAAUAAUUAACGCCUGCAUUAUAAACAGUGUUUAUGCCUUCAGUGAAUAAAAUUGACAUGAAUUUUUUUUUUAAAUACUAUCAGCAUCUUAACGAACAUGUUUGCAAUUGUUAACGUUGCUUUUGGUUUAUUAAUGCUUACGUUCUUGGGUUGUUCAUGUUAACUAAUGCGGUAAGUACUGCUAAUAUUUUAUGCAUUUUGAAAUUUAGCAACAUUUUAAGGAUUGUGAUGAACCAUGUACAUUAUUUUCACAGUCGUUUAUAUGAUAACAGUGAGUAUAGGCUUUGUGUAAGGACACUUUUCAGAAAAAAAAGUCCAGCUAUGGAAAGAGUCUCCAAGGUCACGCUUUGGAAGAGUCAGAAGAAAAACCGUAACUUUUCCGACAUCUUCAGGAUGAAAAAGUUUCCGGUAACAUAAUGAGCUGCUUUUUUUUUUUAAUUAACUUUGAGAGAGAGAUUAGUGACUGAGCGACUGUUUAUAGCUGCUAUAACAUAAGUGAAAAUAGGAACUAACUUGUUUCAACAUUAAGUGUAACUAUAAAUGGAUAAAAAUUAUCACGUGUUGUUCUUUAAUCACGAUCAUGUUUAUAGGAAAUGAUAAAACACUUCAGGAUGUCCUACGUACUACAGUAUGUUACCAUUUAUAGUCCAGAAAAUACAGUUCUCACGCCUUGAUUUGGCCUUUUGAUAUAUGAUAAAAAUGAAGAAAUGACAAAUUUAAAGCAUUACAGUGUCUGUAGUGAUACCAGCGUGUCUGAAAUACUGUUUGUACUUGAUGUGCAUUGAAAGAGGACCUUUUUAUAGAGUGUAACUAAUCCUGGUCUGUAUUCGCUCAUCUGCUGUACUGUUGUAUCUGUAAAAGCCUAAAGAAAGCUGGGUUCAUUCUUCCCACAAGUGUAUUUCUGUGUUUUUCAAUGAACGCUGUAUCAUUCUGUCCUGUCCUGUCCUGUUUUGUUCAUUUCUCUUUGUUUAAACAUGCGCUAAUGACAGAAAUGGCGUCCAUGUUACCUGUCAUAAGUUUUAUGGAUGACAUGGCUGUUUUGCGAUGUCAGAAAUCACAAGACGUAUAUUACUCGAAUCCAGUCCAGCAUAACUCUCUAAUAAAGAUGUCUUUAAUUCAAA
Neoarius graeffei (lesser salmon catfish) is the source of this 10207-nucleotide messenger RNA. RefSeq names its product zinc finger and BTB domain containing 47a (gene zbtb47a). Gene Ontology annotation, molecular function: RNA polymerase II cis-regulatory region sequence-specific DNA binding; DNA-binding transcription factor activity, RNA polymerase II-specific; protein binding. Bases 253 to 2220 code for a protein of 655 amino acids. Gene Ontology annotation, biological process: regulation of transcription by RNA polymerase II. Lineage: Eukaryota; Metazoa; Chordata; Actinopteri; Siluriformes; Ariidae. The record is from RefSeq and is a predicted model, not a curated record. The transcript is spliced from 6 exons. Gene Ontology annotation, cellular component: nucleus.